Molecule: messenger RNA, 1390 nt
Organism: Misgurnus anguillicaudatus (oriental weatherfish)
Lineage: Eukaryota; Metazoa; Chordata; Actinopteri; Cypriniformes; Cobitidae
Gene: pip4p2
Product: phosphatidylinositol-4,5-bisphosphate 4-phosphatase 2
Biological process (GO): phosphatidylinositol dephosphorylation
Cellular component (GO): late endosome membrane; plasma membrane; phagocytic vesicle membrane
Molecular function (GO): phosphatidylinositol-4,5-bisphosphate 4-phosphatase activity
Source: RefSeq, a predicted model, not a curated record
UUCCGGCUGUCGGCCGUCGUGCUGAUAUAAUGGCUUCCGACGGUAUGGAUGAACGAUCCCCGCUGCUGUCAGCGCCGAACUCGGGGAAUGUCACGCCCACAGUCCCGCCGUACCUGCAGGACUCAAGCCCGAGAGCUGAAUUACCUCCACCCUACACGGCCAUCGCCAGUCCAGAUGCUGGAGGAGUUCCUGUCAUUAACUGUCGAGUCUGCCAGGCUCUUAUAAAUCUAGAUGGGAAGCUCCAUCAGCACGUGGUGAAGUGCACCGUCUGCAAUGAGGCCACGCCUAUUAAAAAUCCACCUACAGGAAAGAAGUACGUUAGAUGUCCUUGCAACUGCUUGCUAAUCUGUAAAGACACUUCUAGGAGGAUAGGAUGCCCCCGACCCAACUGCAGACGCAUCAUCAAUCUGAGUCCUGUGAUGGUGAUUCCAGAAGAGCAGCCGGCUCAACCAGCUCUACCCGUCCAGUCUGAGGGCAUGCGUGUGGUCUGCGGCCACUGCGGAAACACAUUCCUGGGCAGUGAUGAUGACUCAGUUCAGCCUGCCUCAGGUCUGGCUAAUGGCGGCGUCUCUGCUGUCGUCAAGUGGAUGGAGCUCCGAUUUAAUACAUUGGCCAAGUGCCCACAUUGCAAAAAAAUAUCUUCUGUAGGAAGUGCCCUACCCAGAAGACGCUGCUGUGCCUACAUUACAGUAGGAAUGAUCUGCAUUUUCAUCGGUAUAGGUUUAACAGUGGGCACUCAGGACUUCGCCAGGCGCUAUCAUGCUACUUACGUGUCCUGGGCCUUUGCAUAUCUACUGGGUCUUAUCGCUCUGGUACGGGCCUGCUACUGGGGAGCUAUUAAAGUCAGUUAUCCAGAGAACACCUUUGCAUAGACAAAACCUCAUCCAUCCUUUAAACAGUCCUUAUAGUAUUUGAUUUAUCCUGAUUUUACCAGGUUAACAUAGUAACAUGUUCACUCCUGUUACAAAAGCUGGAACUUCAGGAUCCAGAUGGUACCUGCUAACGUCUCUCUUUCAGAUCGAGAUAUGAUAUUUAUUGAAAUGAUUUAAAGGGUUAGUUCACCGAAAAAUGAAAAUUUGAUGUAAAUUUUCUCAUUGUUAUUGUUAUGUAGGUGACACAUAUGGAUCUAGGUGAUUUAGUCCACAGGUUACAUGUCUUUGAAAGUCAAAAAAGCAGAUAUCUGCAGCUCCUGCCAAUAUAUUGCGUUCUUACCCUGCAAAAAAAUAUUUCUUACUUAGUAUUUUUGUCUUGUUUUCAGUACAAAUAUCUAAAAAUUCUUAAAUCAAGAUGCAUUUUCUUGAUGAGCAAAAUGACCUAAGAAAAUAAGUCUAGUUGCACUGCAAAAAAUGAUUUUCAAUAAAAAAAAUUCUUAGUAUUUUUGUCUUGUUUU